AUCUUCAAGACUUAACAUUUUAAAGUGGCAAUGGCCGUGAUGCCUUACUCGAGGAAGUACGAUAAUUUAGCUCCUUUCAUAGAAGAAAUACGAGAAGACCCAGACUCUCAAUAUCCACCACAAAAUCGGAAAAGGAGCGGAGAAAGUGGAGAUGGACAAAAGAAGGCCGGAAUACCUGACUUCAGAACCGCAUCUGCCACAAAGUCAACAGGUAUCGGCAAACGUCUUUCUCCAGACGUGAUCAAAUUGUACACCACAACAAUAGAGAGUUUGGGUAGUGCUCGCAGAUGCACUGAUCGAAAAGAUGGUCACUCACCAAGGAAAUCACGCCAGCAGCGGCAAGUACCGACUAUCAAGGAACCAGAAGCAUUGCAGGAAGAGCUGCUAUAUGCAAAGGGUCAGAUCAAUGAUCUGACUCAAGAGCGAAAGGUGAUGGCGACGAAGAUACGUACUUUAGAACAGGAGAUCAGUAAGAUGGACAGAAGAUAUGAAGAAAUGCUGGCUAUCAACAGUAUGAGCUACUUGCCGGGAAAGACGGGCAGGGCAGCAAAAGAUAUACUAAUUCCGGAAGAUAAGACCAUUUCUAGUUUACGAAGCGCGGCGAAGCACUAUGAGAAGAAAACUAAGGAGCUUGAGGCGACGGUUGCGAGUUUGAAGCAGAGCACACGCUAUACUACACUCGUCAACCGUGAGUUGGAAUGUAAAAACCUAUUUCAAGACAAUCUUCGACUACGACGCCUUCUAGAACACUGGAAAGCGGAUACCCAUGUGAUGGAACAAGACUCGGACACCUUGUUGGGUUACGAUAGAGUGGUCGAUGAGCUCACGCAGAAAUUGAACGAGGCAUUGCGGCAGAAUGCGACUUUAAAAGGGCACUCUUCAAACCAAUCAAACGAGCAGUCUCCCCAGCUCGCUAGCAUCGCUACUCUUGAAUCAACCAUUUCCGAUCUCCAACAUCGUCUUGCUACCCUCGAUAGAGCUUAUAAGACUGCAGUUGAAGAAAUGCAUGCGGUGAAAGAAAAGGCCGGAAAGGAAAUCAAAGAAUGGGAGCAAAAAUAUCGACAGUUAGAUGAUCGGUACAAGGAUGACAUGGAGAAGUUGAGGAUCGAAUUGGGCAAGAUGGAAAAGCCUGGCAGAGUAGACAACAAGCUGAGAGAUUUGCAAGAGCAGCUAAAAGGGUUACAGGAUGCGCUCGAUAACCUUGGUCGGGAGAGGGAUCGAAAGACCAAGGAGUUGGUGGAGAGUCAAGGUAGAUGUGUGCAAUUUGAAAAGCAUGCCAGUAUACUAAAGAAGGAACUGGAGGAUCUUCGAAAGAAGCUUAGAGAAUCGAAUGCCGCACAAGAGUCCCUUUCCGCACAAUAUAGUGCGGAGUGCAGUGUUAUUAGAAAAGAACGCGAUCAGUACCAGAAGGACUACAUGUCAGAGCUUGUGGUUAAUGAAAAGCUGAGGAAGGAGGUGGAAACACUGGAUACCUUGGUGAAGGAGCUGAGGCGAAAAACAGAAAUGCGUACGGCGGCAAAUGUCGACCGCACCAGCAACAAUGAAACAUCACGCCCGGGAGCGGAUAGGCAAAGUACAGACCCGAUUAAAACUGCGUUUGACCAUAGAAAACUUUUUGUGGAUGAGGAGGACGAUGAUGAAAAGACACCAGUCGGGACUAAUUACCGACCCUUCAGUAGGUCACCGACGCAGGUCUCCUUUAUUCCGCGGGAACUGCACACUGAAGAAGGACGGGCAGAAGGCGAUGACACCCGAAAAACCACGCAAUCACUCCCCGUUCCAGCAGCUUCUGAACCAUCUGGCAUUUCUACGUCCAAACCAUCCUCACAGCAUCACUCACGCUCACAGUCUAUCUCAUCCAGUGCAUCAACAAGUAGGAUUUCGUCAUCUCAGCCGGCAGGAGAUAGGGAUCGUAUUCGCGCGCCGUCAGCACAAUCUCUUAAUCGCUCGAACUCACGCUUGCCGUCAAUGGAAUCACUUACCGAAAGCGCCAUACAAGGCGGCGGGCUAGCUCAGCCUGGGAGCGAAGAACAAGGAUCCCGCCCACCAAAUGUGUUGCAUGCAUCAGAUCAAAAUAUUGAGCACACGUCUUCGGUAUCACGCCAAACUCCUCAAUCAUCAGCUGGUCUAUGUGAGGACAAGGAUGAAUUUAUUGUUCAUAGUGUGCCACGUACGCCUUCAGCACGAUCCGUCGUGCAGCCACCGUCCAGAAGCGCUAGCCGAGAUGCGCUUUUGGAAGUCCAGCGAAAUGAGGCAGCACAAAUCAUACAGGCUUUGGUAAGAGGACAUAUUGCACGGAAGAAGUAUCCCCAAAUAUCUGGCAAGAUUUCGGGUCAGUCUACUUGGAAGGAUAAUCAUGACGUUGAGGUUGAACCCACUACAUCAGAAAAUCAUGAUCCUUCAAACGCAUCCACUCCCCGGUUUUCUCGGUCUUCGAGUCUGGCCAGCGUUGUGGAGAGCGUGGAAGGCUUCUUUGACCAGGAUGAACGAGAUGAAGACGGAGGAUUCUGAUGUUGAUAUACAUGAUUUCAUUACCAAAUUAUAAUAUUUUUGAUUAGCAAUGAGGAGAAUUCGCACUGUUAACAUUCCAAGAACAAAGCAGCAUUUUCAGGAUGCAAAAC
This is a messenger RNA of Spizellomyces punctatus DAOM BR117, 2621 nucleotides long. RefSeq lists its product as uncharacterized. Gene Ontology annotation, molecular function: protein binding. The transcript is spliced from 17 exons. The record is from RefSeq and is a predicted model, not a curated record. Lineage: Eukaryota; Fungi; Chytridiomycota; Chytridiomycetes; Spizellomycetales; Spizellomycetaceae. The coding region runs from base 31 to 2511 and encodes 826 amino acids.